Molecule: messenger RNA, 1617 nt
Organism: Myotis myotis
Lineage: Eukaryota; Metazoa; Chordata; Mammalia; Chiroptera; Vespertilionidae
Gene: ZNRF4
Product: zinc and ring finger 4
Exons: 1
Coding region: 364-1446 (360 amino acids)
Cellular component (GO): cytoplasm; nucleoplasm
Source: RefSeq, a predicted model, not a curated record
UCGACUACAGGCUCAGGCCGCUGGGGGCAGAAUGUAAGUGGAUGAUGUCACAGAGGCUGGGGGCAUCUAGAACCCUGAGGGGUCCUGGCCUCGGUGCCGUCUGCCAGCAAGGCCACCUGGCAGGUCAGUUCCUCCUGAGACCAGCCUUCAAAGACACAAUGCAAAGGCGCCUGCCACCCGGAGCAGUUCCUGCCUAGGGCCGCCCGGGUCCCAGCCGCUCUGCUUACCUGCCUCUGAGCCUCCCAUUUAAGCUACUUCCAUUCCAGCCUGGGAGGCCCCGAGAUGCCCAAAGGCCUCCCAUCUGCCACCCCCAGUGGGACCUAGUUCACUCGGAGCAGGAGGAGGAGGAAGGGCGGGGUGGCCAUGGGGCGGCAGCGGCGGGCCCUGGCCCUGAGGGCGGUCAAGGCCUCCCUGGUCCUCUUGGCGCUGCUGGUGCCCUCGCAGGCGGUGGUGCGGGCCGUGCUGGAUGGCAACGCGAGCACAGUGGACUUCGCGGACUUGCCGGCCAUGUUUGGCGCGCCCCUGGCCCCCGAGGGUGUGCGGGGCUACCUGAUGGAGGCCAAGCCGGCUAACGCGUGCCACCCCAUCGAGCGCCCGCAGCCGGUGGGCAAUGGCUCCCUGGGCGCCAUCGUGCUCAUUCGGCGCUACGACUGCACAUUUGACCUGAAGGUGCUGCACGCCCAGCAGGCCGGCUUCAAGGCCGCCAUCGUGCACAACGUCUUCUCGGACGACCUGGUGCGCAUGGCCCACGUCUACGAGGACCUGCGGCACCAGAUCUCCAUCCCCGCGGUGUUCGUGAGCGAGGCCGCCUCGCAGGACUUGCGGGUCAUCCUGUGCUGCGACAGGUCCGCCCAGGUCCUCUUGCUGCCCAACUACCCGCCGUGCCCGGACCUGGACUGCCAUCCCGUGCUGGCCAUCUCCUGGGUCCUGGGCCGCACCCUGGCCCUGCUCAUGUCCACCUUCUUCAUCCUGCGACACCUGUGGAACUGGCUGUGGUCCAGGUGGGCCUACGGGCCCGCCGUGGUCAAGGAGCCGGCCUGCCGGAGGGCCCAGGUCCGGACCUUCACGCGGCUCAACGACGUGUGCGCCAUCUGCCUGGACGAGUACCAGGAGGGCGAGCAGCUCAAGAUCCUGCCCUGCUCCCACACCUACCACUGCAAGUGCAUCGACCCCUGGUUCUCCCAGGCCGCCCAGCGCUCCUGCCCCGUGUGCAAGCAGUCGGUGGCCAGCACGGAGGACAGCUCCGACUCCACCAUCGACAGCUUCUGCGACGAGGAGCCCGCCCUGCUGGGCCACCAUGCCCCCAUCUGCGCCAUCCAGGCCCGGCUGCGCGCCCGGAGGCUGGCGCUGCUGGCCCGAGCCAGCCCACACCACUCCUGCAGCCCCACCUCCGUGGGGGGGGCCGAGGCGGCGGAGCCCUCUGAGCGGCCCCCAGACCCACUCUGAGGACCACAGACCGUGGCCGGCGAGGAGCGGGCUGGGGAGGGUAGCCAUAAGUGUUUCUUCUAGUCUGUAGAGAAUAAAAAUGGGUUUGAAAGCCGUUUGUGCCCUGGCUGCUGUGGGGCCACCCGCCUCUGGCCCCUCAUGCCACCCCCGUGAUGAAGGCAGGGGAGCCCA